CCGACGUCUUCGACACCUCUGAUACCAUGUUGUUUACUCAGACUUUUGGCGUCUCGACAGCCCAUAUCUCAGUGGCAGGCGUCAUUGUCUGUCUGAUCCUCUUCACGCUACAACGCUUUUUGACUCUACGUCUACGACGAACAGGGAGGGAGCGAAAGGCUAGCAUCGCAAUCAGCAAAGAGAAAGACAAAGUCAAGACAGAUCUUCCAUACCUCUUACAAUUUCCUCCUUCAAGACGACAUGUCCUCGCUACGCUUCCAGGAUUUGAAAAGGUGGAUGUCCAAGCCAUCACACCUGAGAUGCUCAAGUCUCAAGCAUUACCAACAGUCACGACCCCCGACUUUGACAAGGAUGGCUUCUACACGCCUACCGGUUUCUCAACACAGGACAUCAAGGCACUCGGACGCUUCCCCGACUAUGCUGCCCUGAGCGGUGUCCGCGAUCCGAACCCCGUUCCGGAAACCUGGGACAUCACCAAAGCCAAGUUUCGGCCUUAUCGACCUUUUCGCUGGGGGUAUCAUCAGCACAUGGCCCUCAUGAAAUACGAUCCAGACUGGUGGGUCGAGCUCACCUCUUCUUACCACACCACCAUGGCCACCCGCCGCGCCUUACUCGCCCAACACGGCUCCAAGAUCUUUUUCCAAAACCCAUGCGCCUCGCACGCCAGCCGCGAACUAAUGGAGAUGGUCCUUUCUUUCUUGUGCAACCGAUACCCGCAGCAUUUUUCCCUAUCAUCCGAUCAAACCCUCUUCCACAACCACCUCCUCUGCACCACCACCCAUCUCUUACAAACCGACCCGCUGCAAGUCUUAUUUGAUAACGUCCCUGAAGACUACGCAAUCAUGAUGCGCAACGAGACCGACGGCCUCUAUUACCUCCGCGCCGCUAUCGUCUGUUCCAGCGUGGGAUGGUACGCCUCUCAACACCGCGACGCCCCGCUCAAGUCCAUCCACACGCAUGUACCGGACUAUGAAUCCAAGAUGGCGUUCUCCAUGGAUCGGUGGUUCAGCAAGUUAUCGACCGAAUCCCCCGUCAGCCGCUGCUCGUGGGGUCUAGAGGACUGGGAAGCGUUCCAUACGUCGCCUGAUCCUGACAGAUCUGUUUCGGGGGACACCAUGGAAUGGACGCGUUCAGCAUUCAAGGGCAGGGAAGACGAGGUGACGGUCAAGGAUAUCAAGCUGCGGUGUGAUGCGCAGACGUUGAGGAGGAUGCCGGUCAGUGGAGCCGUGGUGUUUAAUUUCAAGGCCAUCUUUUGGGACUUGGAGGAGCUGAGGGAGGAGAAGUACGUGCCGCGGUUGUUGGCGAAGGUGUUGAAGGAGGGGAAAAGGGAGUUGAUGGAGUAUAAGUGCGAGGAACAUGUGAGGCAGGUGGCCGUGAGGGCUUGUGAGCAAUGGGCGGAGGAGCAGGUUGAAAAGGGGUGGGUGUCGAGGGAGUGGGAGGUCGGGACCCUGGAGGAGAGCCCGUUUUUCCCGGGGUGGGAGGGGAAGUGGAGGGGGGAGCAGGGCUUUUAG
Neurospora crassa OR74A is the source of this 1511-nucleotide messenger RNA. RefSeq lists its product as hypothetical. The coding region runs from base 27 to 1511 and encodes 494 amino acids. Lineage: Eukaryota; Fungi; Ascomycota; Sordariomycetes; Sordariales; Sordariaceae. The transcript has 2 exons. The record is from RefSeq and is a predicted model, not a curated record.